AUGAGUGAUUAAGGGAGUGUUGGAUUGCAAUAAUGGAGAUCUUAAUUGCAACAAGAUAAAAAACUAUCAGUACUGCUAAGAGAUAAUUUUGAUGAAGCAUCUUUUCUCUAUGAUCUAUAUAAGACUUACACUAUUACUGAAAUAAAUCAGUUUAAAUGGGAUCUAGAAGAUGCUUAGAGACACAUAGAAGCUUCAAUGAAAGCUAUGUUGUGCCAGAAUCCUUAGGAAUUCAAUUUCAUUUGUGAAGAUUUGAUUAAAGUGCAAGAAAGCCUUGAAAAGAUAGAGCCAGUAGUUCAAAGGCUGUAAUCAAUCAAGGAAAGGUAAUCUAAUUUAUAUUUUAAUAAACCACUUAGUAUUGAGAAGAACAUGAUAAACUAGAUUUAAAAAGCCAAAUCAGAGGUUUAAAGAUUUAGUAAUAUUUUGACUACAGAAAUCAUGCUCAAAGAUAUUUAACAGAUAUUCCAGCUAGUCUAGAGAAUUGGGUACAGCUAUGAUUUCAAUGAGAAAAAAAUCCUUGAUCCACUGGGACUUUCAGUAACGUUGAAAUCUUCAGAUAUCUCUAAUGAUCUCUAAGAAUUGAGUAAGGGUAAAAAGGAAUAACAGGAGACUUCGAUUUAUCAAAUUCCAGAGGUCAAAGUAUAACUUGAUCUGAUUUAGACUAUCAAGACAGAAUUAAUAGAAUAGACUUAGAAAAAAUUCUAGGAGAGCUACGAGAAUAGAGACAUACAAGGAAUCACUUAAACUAUUUAGAUAUUCUUUAAUCUAGAGACACUAAGCGACUAAAUUCAAGGAAGAGUCAACCAAACUUUGAAGUCAUUUUUUACUGUUUGGAAAGUGCAGAUCCAGAGUUUAAAUGAGAGAGUUUAGGGUGUUUCAAGUAAGGAUGAAGAAAAUACAAUGGUAGAUAAGUCUGUUGGAAUAUAUAUCAAUGACAUGAUUAAGCAUACACUAAAAGUCUAUACUUUAUCACUGGCCCUGUCGGAAAGAGAUCCAGCUUCAGCUUAUGAAUCAAUUUAAGAUUCACUUGAGAAGGUAAAAUACUUUAAAAAAUAAUUCGAUUAGACUGGGCUGAAUAAUAUCUUCAAUCUAUACUGGGACAAACUAGUCUAUAUUCUGAAGCAAUCACUUACUAAAAUUGAACAAACUGAGAUGUACUCUUAUCUAUUCCAAGUGCUAUCUAAUCGUUACUUUAUAUUUUUAAAUGGCAUUAUGCUUUUCUGGUAAAAGAUUCUUAAUGAAAUUACUCCUUCUGAUAAGAUUCAAAUCCUAGAAUUGAAAUUUAAUUUGUUUGAUUCUUUAUCAGUCCUGAAGAAUAAAUAUCUUUAAAACAUCAGCAAGAGUCUUUUAUCUCAAGAAGAUCAGAUACUAAGAAUUCUUGAUGAUUUAAAAAAAUUUGGAAGGUUCGUCAAUUCUUCGAGCAGCGGGUCAUUAAGCUAAACUACUAAUUCAAGUGAAAAUAACGCAGUUGGAAUACUCUAUUCAAAGAUAAAUGAAAUGACUGAUACACUAAGCAUUCACAUCAAUACCACAUAGACUUAACUGGAAAUUAAAAGUUCCAUCAUUCAAUUUGCAAAUGAAAGAUUAACUAGUAUCAUUUAGCAUUUCUCAAAUUAGAUUAUUGCCAUUGACUUUGACUCGGAUGAGUAAAUCAAUUAACUUAAGUUCAAUUUCCUUAUUCUGGAUGUUGUGAAAUUGCUCGAAAAUUUCCUUGAUAUUGACACUGAUCUAAAAAAGAUAAUAAUAAAGCAGAUUAAGAAGUUAAGAAAACUAAUUUUUAGCCAAUUGUAUGACUAGCUUAAGCAGGAAAUAAAUUUCACAUUACUCAAGCUCAUUAGAGCUCUUCCUUUAGAUAAAAUCUCAAGUGAUGAAUCUUAGCUUAUAUAAUGUACUAGAAAGAUACCAAGAGUUUCAAUCUUGCAAACUCAAAAUGAUUACUGA
Stylonychia lemnae is the source of this 1938-nucleotide messenger RNA. The record is from the annotation of a GenBank genome assembly. Lineage: Eukaryota; Ciliophora; Spirotrichea; Sporadotrichida; Oxytrichidae.